Molecule: messenger RNA, 1222 nt
Organism: Callithrix jacchus (white-tufted-ear marmoset)
Lineage: Eukaryota; Metazoa; Chordata; Mammalia; Primates; Cebidae
Source: RefSeq, a predicted model, not a curated record
AUGAUCUUUGGAGGCAGUGCAACUGAGCAGUAUCUUAACCCUUCAGAGAAGGAAAUUUUCAUCUUUGGCUACCUAGUGGUGGACGACAAGAAGUUCGUGAGCAACAUAACCAGGUUGAGCUCGGGUCCUUUCUGGACCAUCACGGUGCGAGACACGAUGUCUGACCUGCUGGAGGUGCAGAAUGGAGCCUCGGCGCUGGAGAUCUCCUACAACGGGGAGCCUCAGUCCUGGUUCCAGAGGCAGCUCUGGGGCACACAGUACCAGCCCAUCCUCAGGGACCACAUCUGUAAGGACAUGAGUGCAUUGGUGGCCGCCCGCAUGCAGCACAUCCCCUUGGCCCCCGGCUCAGACUGGCGAGAUCUGCCCAACAUCGAAGUGCGGCUCUCGGACGGCACCAUGGCCCGGAAGCUGCGGUACACCCACCACAACAGGAAGAACGGUCGCAGCAGCUCCAGGGCCCUCCGUGGGGUCUGCUCCUGUGUGGAAGCAGGCAAAGCCUGCGACCCUGCAGCUAGGCAGUUCAACACCCUCAUCCCCUGGUGCCUGCCCCACACUGGGAACCGGCACAACCACUGGGCUGGCCUCUAUGGAAGGCUUGAGUGGGACGGCUUCUUCAGCACAACUGUCACCAACCCCGAGCCCAUGGGCAAGCAGGGCCGCGUGCUCCACCCCGAGCAACACCGUGUGGUGAGUGUGCGGGAGUGUGCCUGCUCCCAGGGCUUCCCUGACACCUACCGGCUCUUUGGCAAUAUCCUGGACAAGCACCGGCAGGUGGGCAAUGCCGUGCCACCACCCCUGGCCAAAGCCAUCGGCUUGGAGAUCAAGCUCUGUGUGUUGGCCAAAGCCCGAGAGAGUGCCUCAGCUAAAAUAAAGGAGGAGGAAGCUGCUAAGGACUAGUUCUGCCCUCCCUUCACCCAUGUUUCUGGCACCAGGAAUCCCCAACAUGCACCGAUGUUGUGUUUUUAACAUGUCAAUCUGUCCGUUCACAUGUGUGGUACAUGGUAUUUGUGGCCUUGGCUGACAUGAAGCUGUUGUGUGAGGUUCGCUUACCAACUAAUGAUUUAGUGAUCAAAUUGUGCAGUACUUUGUGCAUUCUGGAUUUUAAAAGUUUUUUUAUUAUGCAUUAUAUCAAAUCUACCACUGUAUGAGUGGAAAUUAAGAUUUUAUGUAGUUUUUAUAUGUUGUAAUAUUUCUUCAAAUAAAUCUCUCCUAUAAACCAAAA